GGAUGCAGAAAACGCGAUUCAGCAGAUGGGGGGACAGUGGCUUGGUGGAAGACAAAUCAGGACAAACUGGGCAACACGUAAGCCUCCAGCUCCAAAGAGUACAUAUGAGUGUGAGUAUUUUAGCUUCCAAAACACACAUGGGGAUAUUUCCUCUCCAGCCUAGAAUAAGCUUUUAGAACUGACAGUCUAGGGCUAGGGAUAGGCAGUAUAUUUAAUUGAUGUGCUGCCUCCCAUUAGGUGGUAAGUUUGAUGCUCUGAAUAGAAUUUUGUUUCGGUGAAACACCUUACAAGCAGGUUUCGAUUGUCAAUUGUUCAGGGACAGGAGCCCUGGCCACAUAGAAUUUGGGGCAGAAUGUGGCUGUAAAUUGAAACAGUAAUUAUAUAUUGCAAAGCAUAGGACAUGGUAGUUGCGGGGAAUGGACAGCCAUUUCUUUCUAUAAAUGUUUGGUUUUUUUCUUUGUGGGCAAAUUAGAGACGUGUGUAACCUUUUAUUUCCUAAACAGCAAACGCCAAACAACUAUCCUAUGAUGAUGUUGUGAAUCAGUCCAGUCCAAGCAACUGCACAGUAUACUGUGGAGGUGUUACUUCAGGCCUAACAGGUAUGGCACCUCAUGAGUUUUUAGUAGCCUUACGAAGUUGUCCAUAACUCCAUAUCCUGACAUCCUUAUUUCUGUCUUCUGAUUUGCAGAACAGCUGAUGCGCCAGACAUUUUCUCCAUUUGGGCAAAUAAUGGAAAUUCGGGUCUUCCCAGAUAAAGGAUACUCCUUUGUACGGUAUGAUACUGUUUGCCUUUCCUGUGUGUGUUUUUAGCAAGCCCAUGCCACAGUGUACAGUUUAAAGUAUUGCAAUCCCUUUUUGAAACUGUGACUUAAAGUGUACUCCUUCCAGUGUCCUGCCAUUCAUGUUGAUUAUUUCUAAGAAACAGGAACCUGCAGUCAUUCACAUAAAACUUUCAUUUGCGUGUCUUGGGGCUGUUGGGUGUUUUGCACCUGAUUUUAACAUCACAGCUGCUACUCAGAUGUUCUUUUUUCAGUAUUCUGACUCCUAAUACAGUGGCUUAAUGGAUGAUGGUGGCCACCUUCAUUCUCUUUCUGCAAGGCAUUGCCUUUCACAAAGACCAAAGCCUUGCUCCUGCUAUGCCAUGAUUGCUGAGCAGCCCAAUGUAUCAGGCCUGCAAUUUUCCCUGGAGCCCUCACAAGUUUCUUGACUUACUUACAUGUUGAAUUUAUAUCCUGCCCUUCCUCCCCAAAGAUGUGCCCCCCCCCCAUGGCCUUGUGCAUUUGUCAUACAUUGUGAAGGAUCUACACACGGUGAGCUUGCAAUAUUGGAUAGAUUAUCCCUUGAAAUGAAUUGUUGGAUGGGUUUUUGGUGAGAGGGAUUUGUAUUACUUGGUUGUUUGAUGGGGUUUUGUAUUAUUGAUUAAUUUUCUCAAAUGGUUACAGGUUCAAUUCUCAUGAAAGCGCUGCACAUGCAAUUGUUUCAGUCAAUGGCACAACUAUAGAAGGACAUGUUGUGAAAUGUUACUGGGGCAAAGAAACACCAGAUAUGAUAAAUCCAAUCCAACAGGUAAGCGUCUACCAAAAAAAGGGGAUUUUUUUUUCCUCCCCCAAAAAAUAAUUCUGUUCUGGUAGGUUUCUUCAUUCUAAAUAGUUAGACCACAAAUCCCUUUACUGGUUGUUCAUUUCAUUUAUAUGCAUCAUUUCCCACAUGUUGCUUAACAUGGGAUCCAACUGUAAAACAUACACAAAUAAUAGGGGCUGGAGGUGUAAAAGGUCAUUAGAAAAUGUGUUGAUCUUUCUUCAGUUAUUGUGCUGUCUUUGCUGUGGAACUCUUGGAAUAAAAGUAUAAAUUUAAGAGGAUUUAAGGAAAAUAAUCUUAGGGUUAACCACAGACCUAGCAACACAUCCUAAGGCGUGUGUACUGUUGCUAUAGCACUGACACAAACUUGGGGUUCUUUUGGAAAAUGGGGAGUGGAGGUGGCAUGCUGUAUAGAAAUAAGUGGGAGAGUGCCGAAUCUUGGUGCCUCAGUUACCUAAUUUAGCUUUUGUGGUCCAAGCCCCUGCUUGUGCUGCAGACAUCUCCAAGCACAAGCAAGAGUUAUAAAUGUAUUUUUGUAGGCAGCAGAAGUUAUGAUGGCAUAAGAGCUUGCUAGAUCAGGUCCGUGGCCCAUCUAGUCCAGCAUCCUCUUCUCAAAGUGGCCACCCAGAUGCAUAUGGGAAACCAGGAAACCGGAUUUGAGCAUAGGAGCCCUUUCCCCUCCUGUGGUUUCCAGCAACUGGUAUUCAGAACCGUAGGAGGCAAAGCAUAGCCAUCAGGGCUAGUAGCCAUCGAUAGGCACCUACUCAAUGAAUUUGUCUAAUCCUCUUUUAAAGCUGUUCAAAUUGAUGGCCAUCACUACCUCCUGCAGGAGCGAGUUCCACAGUUUAUUCGCGCUGCCUGAAAAUUUAGUUGUUUAGCUUUCUUACAAUUGUUUUCCCAUAAGAGGGCCAGAAAUUAAUGGUAGAGAACAUAUUUUGCAUCUGUAAGAUCCCCGAUUUAUUUUCUGUUACCUCUGACACUGGCUUUGCCUGAGGCCAAUGUCAGAGCAGAUGUGCCACUGAUGUACCACUGGUCUGACUGACUCCUACGGUUGAGUUUCAUAUGGAACAAAUAACAAAUUCUUCAGCUCCCCAACAUGGUAUGAUUUAAUUAUUUAAUGUUGUGAAAUACAGUCCAUACAUCUCUUUGGAAUGAGCUUUGUUGUACGAACUAAAACACUUUUGUGUUUGUGAUUACAUGAGCUUUAGGAUGCAAAAGGCAAAGGGGCAUGUGGCAGUGUAACUGAAAACCAUCCACCUUUGUGUGUCUUCCCUGUACCAAUGUACUAACUUUGUUUAAUUUGAACUUUUUCAGCAGAAUCAAGUGGGAUACCCACCGCCUUAUGGGCAGUGGGGUCAGUGGUAUGGCAAUGCGCAGCAGAUUGGCCAGUACAUGCCUAAUGGCUGGCAGGUCCCUGCGUAUGGAAUGUAUGGACAAGCAUGGAAUCAGGGAUUCAAGUAAGUGUUUGCUGUGUUGUAUAGGCUCUGUGCCAGGGAAUCUUUUUCAGAACGAAUAUAACUGUGCAGUCAUGAAACAAAGGCUUUAAUUAUGAAACUUCUCAUCUGGACCAUAUUAUGUUGGAUUCUGAAA
This is a messenger RNA of Podarcis lilfordi (Lilford's wall lizard), 3168 nucleotides long. Lineage: Eukaryota; Metazoa; Chordata; Lepidosauria; Squamata; Lacertidae. The record is from the annotation of a GenBank genome assembly.